Messenger RNA from Prorocentrum cordatum, 6375 nucleotides. Lineage: Eukaryota; Dinophyceae; Prorocentrales; Prorocentraceae. The record is from the annotation of a GenBank genome assembly.
AUGGUUGACCCGUCCGCCAGCGAGCUCCGGGGGUUGAACAACCUCCAGGACAUCCAGAACUGGGUCGGUCUCCAGCCCACUGUGUGGGCGGCUUUGCAGUCCGAGCUCGGGGAGGUUGCGCAGAUCCGCGAGGUCGUCCUCAUUCCUCCUCAUGCUUGGAUCGCCGGCGUGGCGGCCGCCCGGGUGCAGGAUGCCACCCCUGAAGGCGGGGACCCCCCACCGCCCCGUCCUCUCCGUGGCGUCGAGUUGGGGCAUGCGCGGGGGUUUCGUCGCGUCUGCCGGCUGCGCCUCGGACUACCUGCCGACGAAGAAGGCGAGGGCUCCCCUUCUGGGGGCGGCGGCGGAGUGGCGGCGCCGGGGAACCCUCUUGGGCCCCCGGAGGUCGUCAAUGCGAGCUCCAUCAGGAAGGUCAAGAUGUCGACCAUCUUCGACCAGGCGGACGACUCCGAGAUCGCCCCCUGGUCGGCCCAACGGACGCGAACGGUCAUGGCGGCCUUCAAGGCGGCCAACGACGACGAGGACCCCGAGCCAGACGAGGACGUCACUGGGGACCAGCUGGCGGCCUUGGAGCAUCGCAUCCAGACGGGCGCGUGCCCCUGCCCCGACUUCGGGGUGUGGCGGCCGUACGGCCAGCGGUUCGCGCGCACCCUCAAGCUGGUCGUGCAUCACAUCACGCCGGCCGGCGACUACAGGCCUUACGAGGUGCCAGGGCCGCCGACGUUCGCGGAGUGGCUGCCUGCGUUCCGAGUUUUCUCGGUCGGCAUGCGUGCGCUCGGGGCCGCCACGACCACGAGGCUCCAGCUGUACCAGAACAAGAUCUCCAAGUUCAACAACACCUACGGCGAGGUCUGUUGGUGGUUGGUCGCGCUGGCGGAUCAGCGGAUGCGAUCCGAGCGCAUGGAGCGCAUCAGGAGGCGCGCCGAGGAAGAGUACGCGGCUGCGCAGGUUUCGGGGGCGCCGCACGCCUUCGACCCGAAGAUGCCGUGGGACUACUGCUUCAAGGCCGCCGCUGCCGACUCCGAUUUCUGGGAUGAGGAGCUGGGGCGCAAGGCGACGCUCUGGGACCGCGCAGCCUCGGACUCCAGCCAGUUUGGAGGCAGCGGCCGCGGUCGCAGCGGAGGACGCGGCGGGGGCCGUGGCGCCGCGGGCGGCGGCAAAGGCAACGCGAAGCAUCCGGACGGCAGGUGGCGUGGGGACGAGAGAGGCAAGCCGCUUUGCUGGGCGUGGAACCACAACGCCAAUGGGUGCAGCGAGGUGUGCGCCAACGGCAGGGUGCACGCCUGCGAGUGGUGCAGGUCCCCAAAGCACAGAUCCAUCGAGUGCCGCCAGAAGCCUGACGGGUGGUCGCCGCCCCAGUCGAGCGAACGGCCAGCGGACCCGCUGGGGAAGAUGCGGAAGACAGAACUGCUCGACGAGGGCGGCGGCGCGUCGGUGCGUCAGUUGGGCACCCGCCUUCGGCAGAUUUUCGGCUGCGCGGGCGAUGCCUCGGCGCCCGCCGAUGCAGGCGCCGCCCCGGGAUCAUCCGGCGCCGCGGAGUCGGGUCACCGAGAGCACAGGCACGACCCGCUGCCGCACCGGGGGCGUUCGGUUCUUGCCGGCGCCUCUGGAGGCAGCCCUCCCCGAGUGGAGAAGCAUGCGGACCAGUCGCGGGGCACCCGCCCUCGAGCCCGCUCGCGCUCAGCUGCCGGUCGGGCCGCGCGGAUCGACGACCUCCGCGCGAAGCGCGACCGCUUGCAGGAGGUCAUCCGCCAGCGGAAGGACCGGUUGCGCCUGGCCGGGGUGCGCCAGGAGGCCGAGGCGUCUGGGCGGGGUCGAGCCGCGCAAGACGCAGGCGGACGAUCACCCCCAAAGGCACCAGCGGGCACGUCGCUUGCCAACCCGACGGCUGGCUCCCGGGCGGCGCGGCGGGCAGAAGAGAACGAGGCGUGCAUCGGCGGGCUCCGGGCGCCGUGGAAGGCCGUCAAGAAGCUCCCGAUGCUCGCGGAGACCGGUCGGAAGAUCGGGGCCUUCCUCGACGAGUUCUUGGACCAGCAUCCCGAUUUCCUCGACCUCCCCGACGGCGGCGAGCGCGCUCAGGAGCUGGUCCGGGAUCCGCGCCUUCGCGCGGCGCGGGAGGACUUGCGUCGCGCCCUCGGCGCGAAGGAGGCCAAGGCGCAUAAGCGGACGCCCUGGAAGCGGGACAUCGUCGAGGCGCACGUGGCUGCCUCGCAGGACCCGGAGGUGCACCUUGGAGAUUGGCUUCGGGACGGCGCCCCCAUCGGCGUGGCCAGACCGGUGCCGAGCUGCGGGAUCUUUCCCCAACUCGGCCCGGCCGCGAAGGAGCGCACGCAGGCGCAUGAGGUGCUAUCGUUGCUGGAGGCGCACGGCAACUACAAGAGCUUCGAGGAGGCCAGGGUGCACGCGGAGCCCGAGAUCGAGAGGAUCAUCAAGGAGGGUUUCGCGGUCAGGUUCAAGUCCUGGAAGCAGGUCGUCGGCACUUACGGCCCGGUUGCGGCGUCCAGGCUCGCUUGCAUCGUCAAGGACCGGAAGGACGGCACGAAGAAGGCCAGGAUCAUCAUCGACCUCCGCAGAUCGGGCGUCAACAGGUGCGUGCAGGUCGACGAGAGGAUUGUGCUUCCGCGCCCGAAGGACAUCCUCAGCAAUGCCAUGCACCUUCUGCGCCACGCCGCGGAGGACGCGGAGGUCGAGGCGAUGGCGUUGGAUUUCAAGGACGCCUUUCACACGCUGCCAGUCCAUGCAGACGAGCUCCCGUAUGGCGUGGCGAAGGUCUUUGACGGCGAGUACGUGGUGUUUCGUACGGUGGUCUUCGGCGGCGAGGCGAGCCCGCUGCUCUGGGGCCGCGCGGCGGCGUACGUCAUGCGCGGUGCGCAGUCGAUCUUCGAGCCGGAGCAUCUCCUGGGCGAGUGCUACGUCGACGACCCCCUGGUGCUCGCCGUCGGCACGGCCGAGACGCGGAGGCGGCGGUUCGCCAAGUUCCUCCUCUGGCCCAUCCUUCUGGGACUGCGGCUUUCUUGGGCCAAGGUCUCGCGGGGGAGGCGGGUCGAGUGGUGCGGCGUGGAAUACCGCCUCGUCUCGCGGUACGUCGUGCAGGCGGUGCUGGCGCAGGCUUUCGCGCAGGAGUUCAAGGCGGAGAUCGAGCAAGCGACGAGGCGGCCGCUCAUUACGCGGUCGGAGCUGCGGCGCAUCGCGGGGAGGGCGUCGUGGGCGACAGGUCUGGUGCCGACGAUGCGCUCUUUCAUCGACAGCCUGUGGGCCACGCUGGCCGACCUCAAUGCCGCGUCCAAGGGGGAUUCGGGGAUCCCCUGGAUCGGCAGGGACCCCCAGCCAGCUGCGCAGACCUCGCGCAUCAUUGUCGCGUUGGCGUGGUUGCAUGCCUUCCUUGAGGGCGUUGUCACGGGUGGUGAUCCUGGUCGGACGGUCGACGUCAGGGAGUGGUUCCGGCAGCCGUCCAUCGAGAUCGUCUGCGAUGUUUCCCCGUGGGGCCUGGGGGCGGUCCUAUGGGUCGACGGGGCCGCUCGCGCUUACCUUUUCGACGAGGUCGGCCCGGCGGACGUCGAGGAGCUGGGGGUCGAGAAGGGUUCGUGCAAGGCCCAGGCGGUCCUGGAAGCGCUGGCCAUUGCGGUCGCGGCGCGGACUUGGCUUCCCAGGUGGGCGCAGCACCGGACUGGCGUUCGAGUCAAGAGCGACUCCAUGGCGGCGCUCGGGGCCCUUGGUAAGAUGGCCAGUCCAACGCCCGCCAUCAACAAGAUCGCCAGGGAGAUCGCCCUCGACGUGGCGCAGAGUCGGUACGGCAUCGACGUGCUGGAGCACGUGCCGGGCGAGCUCAACGACGUCGCGGACGCACUGUCGAGGGCCUUCGAGCCGGGCGGGCGCUUCGCGCUCCCCGAGGUCUUGCGGCAGGCUGGGUGCACGCGGACUCCCGUGGCCGCGCGCGACGGGUCGUGGUGGCGCUCCAUGGCCCUCACGCGGACGGUGCUGGACAAGGGCGCAGGCUCGUUGGAGCGGGGCCUCCCGCGAGUGAUCCGCGUCGUCAACGCUCCCGCCGACGCGCUGCACGAGGGGCCGAGGCGAAGGUGGGAUGAGACGGCGGCAGCGGCGCCAGCCAAGCGUGCCUGCUUGGCAGGGGCGCUGCAGGUCAUCGGAUGUCCGCAGCGCUCCGCUGCCGCCGCCGCAGAGUUCAGGGAAGCCACCCUGGCGGUGACGACGAGGCCCGUGAUGGACAGCUACACGAAGGCCCUCGUCUCGCUGGCCAGGGCGGGCGGCUUCGAUUUGCUGCCGUUUACGCCAGAGAAGGCUUACAGGAUCGGCGGCGCGCUGCGUGCGGCCGGGUACAGGUCCACAGCGUGCUAUCUGGAGAGGUAUAAGCAGAUGCACGUCGAGGAGGACUACGAUUGGUCGGUCAGGCUGCACGGUGUGAUGAGAGGGUGCCGACGUGCGUCGAUCAGGGGCCUCGGGCCGCCGACGCACGCGGCGGUCUUCACCCUGGAGUCGUGGCUGGUGGCUGCCCAUGUGAAGCGAGCGCACGCCCAGGGCGGUCCGACCGAGCCCGGUCGCUUCAUCACUGUGGGCACUUGGUGGAUGCUGCGGGAGAUCGAGGUGGCCCUCCUCACAAUCGAGCGCGUCCGCUUCCUGGAGGAGACGGACUCAGUUGCCGUGGACCUGGGCGUCACGAAGAAGGAUAUCCAGGGCUGCGGAUGCACCCGGGUGCACUCGUGCAUCUGCCAGUGCAGGCCGGAGUGGCAAGCCAUCUGCCCAGUGUGCGUCGUCCGAGCCCAGCUCCAGAAGCGACGGGCUGACCAGGCGGAGCCUUGCGACCCAUUGUUCGCGGACGCCGCCGGCUACGCGGUCGUCAAGAGGGCCGCGGUCGCGACCAUGCGCGCGCUGCUUGUGCCGGAGGGCGCUGGACAGGUGAACGGCCACUCCUUGCGGCGCAUGGGCGCGCAGCUGCUCGCCGCGGCAGGCGUCGAGCAGUGGCUGGUCGAGUGGUUCGGCCGAUGGGGCUCCGACGCCGUCAAGCGCUACGUCGAGGACGCGCGGUCGCGGGCCCCGCAGGCACGGUCUCUGGCGCUUCGGGCGGCCCGAAGCGAUGCCAACGUGGAGCCGGGGCCUGCGACGAUGGCCGCGGCCGGGGCGCGCGAUGCCCCGCUGGCGCGCGAAGGGGAGGAGGAGCGCCAGGGCGGCGCAGCUGGCCCGAUCGGCCUCGAGGAGUUGGUCGGGCGCCUCGUGGAGGAGAGGAUGCGGGAGAGGGAGGAGAGGUUACGCCUCGUCUCCUACGCUCUCGGCAAGACACAUGUCGCGAGGGCCCGCGCGUGCGAGUCGAGAGUGCCCCGCGAGCGGAGCUCGCUGUGCGGCUGGCAUUUCGGAGGUCUCCCACAGUCGGCCCUCACCUUCCAUGAGGGGCGCGCUGACUUGCAUGACGCCUGCAGGAAGUGCGUCCGGCUCGCGGCCUCGCGUGGCUGGCCGGUGGACUGCGCUGCAGCCGGCGCCGGCGGCGAGCGUGGCGAAGGCAGCUCGUCCUCGCAGUCAUCCGAUUCCGGUUCUGGGUCGGACAGGCCGCCGUCGGACGAUGCCGAGGCGGGUCGAGGCGAGACCGAGGACGAGGCCCCCUGCACAUGCCUGACGUCCGUCGUCGCGUACAGGCAGGCCAAGGGCGCCCUGAACGUGUCCGGCGAGCUCGGGGAGCUCUGUGGCUGCAGAGGCGACGUGCUUGGAGAGGUCGAGGACCUCGAGGAGGACACGGAGUCGCGCGCAGCGCUUCUGGUCCCUCACACGGACCUGCAGCUGAGAACUUGUUACGAGCUGGGGAAGGAGCUGGGCAGGGGGUCCUUCGGCGUCGUCCAGGAGGCCGUGAUGCUGCCCGUCCCCGCCUGGGCGGGCAAGGCGCCAGAGGCGGGUCCAGCCGACCGCCCCAGAGGCGGGGGGCGCGUCGUGGCGGUGAAGGUCUUCUCGACGUCGGGCGGCUCGAAGGGAGCCAGCACCGGCGCGGGCGAGGUGGCUGCUUCCACGCCGCGGCCCACGAGGGCUUGUGGUGUUCUGCCCCCGUGCGCGAACGCCUACGAGGUCGCGGAGUACACGCCGAGGUCCACGGGGGCCUGUGAUGCCCCGCCUGCGGGUGCGAACGCCUGCGACCGGGGCGACGUCGACGCGGGCGGCUCGCUGGCCACGCUGUUGGCUGCUGGAGACCGGAGAAGCGCCGCCUUUCUCAGGUCCCUGAACUCCGGGCGUCUUGAGCCGACGUGGGUACGGCGCUUUGACCUCACCCCUCUCCGCAUGACAGUGCACAUGCUGCUGCACAACAUCAUGGGAGGCCCGGCCGACCAGCCAGAAAGUUCGAAUUUCGGCUCCAGGGCGGGCGAAGGUAGCCCGUCUCCAUAA